Molecule: messenger RNA, 1669 nt
Organism: Erythranthe guttata (spotted monkey flower)
Lineage: Eukaryota; Viridiplantae; Streptophyta; Magnoliopsida; Lamiales; Phrymaceae
Gene: NLA
Product: SPX (SYG1/Pho81/XPR1) domain-containing protein
Source: RefSeq, a predicted model, not a curated record
UUUACACCUGGUCAGCAUCUUAAAAAAAACCAGCUGCCCCUCACUUUUUAGUUUACAGUUGCCGUGAACUUCGCCUGAACAUUGAAUAAGCAACUGACUUUUUCACGCCUUUUUUUUUAUUUAAUUUUUUUUUUCUUUUUUGUCUCUUGGUGUACACGUCGCUUAUGCUGUCGAUUAAGCCGUCGUUAUAGUGUACACAUCUUCGGAUAAAUACACGCGCCCACACCCAUUUUAAAUAUAGAAAAAAAAAUUAAGUGUUUAAAGAGAGAGAAGUGUUUGAUGGUGUAGGGAGAAAACAAAAAAUGAAGUUCUGCAAGAAAUACGAGGAGUACAUGCAGGAACAACAGGGGGAUAAAAAAUUACCCGGUGUUGGUUUUAAGAAAUUAAAAAAAAUACUGAAGAGAUGCAGAAAACAGCUUGAAUCACACAUUGAUUUUCAUAAUAUUUCUGAUGCUGUUCCUCAUAAUCCUUCCACUUGCCCACAGCACUGCUCAGUUUGCGACGGGACAUUUUUCCCGUCGCUUCUUACGGAAAUGUCUGAAGUAGUGGGAUUCUUCAACGAUAGAGCGCAGAAAUUGCUUGAGCUCCACUUAGCAUCGGGUAUGGACAAGUGUAUUAUCUGGUUGAAAGGAAAAUUAAAAGGAAACCAUCUUGCACUAAUUCAAGAAGGCCGGGACCUUGUUACCUAUGCCAUUAUCAAUUCCAUCGCAAUCCGCAAAAUACUCAAGAAAUACGACAAGAUUCACUAUUCAAAGCAAGGCCAAGCUUUUAAAUCGCGUGCGCAGAUAAUGCAUAUCGAGAUCCUUCAGUCACCGUGGCUGUGUGAACUCGUGGCUUUCCACAUGAACUUGAGAGAGUCGAAAGUCAAACUGAGGAACGCUCCUGCGCUUUUAGGGUCUGGGUGUUCCCUCGUAUUAAACGAUGGCAAACCAUCUCUGUCUUGUGAUCUUCUUGAUUCCGUCAAGAUUGAUAUCGACUUGACCUGUUCUAUAUGCUUGGAGACGUUUUUCGAUCCAGCGUCACUUAGCUGUGGUCACAUCUUUUGCUACAUGUGUGCAUGCAAAGCUGCUUCAGUCUCCAUAGUGGACGGGCUUAAGGAAGCAAGCCCCAAUCAGAAAUGCCCAAUUUGCCGAGAGGAAAGAGUGUAUGAAGGCGCAGUACAUUUGGAAGAGCUGCAUAUUCUAUUAAGACGAAGAUGUCCGGAAUAUUGGGCUGAAAGGCGUAAAGCCGAAAGGUCGGAGAGAGUUAAGCAGACAAAGCAGCAUUGGGAAUCACAGUACCGCCUGUUCACCGGUAUAUGACCAGAAAAUCAACAUUCAUUCUCCCCAAGUCUUGCUUCAUUUUGUGUGAGUGUGCGCGCGUUCGACAGUUUACAAUUUUGCUUGGUUAGUCUUUGGCGAUUGAGGAAGAUAGAUGCAUUCAUAUAUGUAUGUAUGUAUGUAUGUAAUUAUGUACAUAAAUUGUGUUGGUUUUGUAGAUGCUACACCUAGUGAAACACACCAGGUAGUUUUCGAACUAUGAAUUUAUACAUUUGUAUGGUAGGAUAGCGUAUAACAAACCAAAUUGUGUGUUACUCGUGAAGAAACUCCUCGUCGUGUGUAUUUAAUUUGGCUUUUUACUUGGCCUCUAAAUGGGGUUAACUCUAAUUUAUUGUAAAUCCGCAUGGCUA